Thyridium curvatum is the source of this 1020-nucleotide messenger RNA. RefSeq lists its product as uncharacterized. The transcript is spliced from 2 exons. NCBI's taxonomy places the organism in Eukaryota, Fungi, Ascomycota, Sordariomycetes, Thyridiales, Thyridiaceae. The record is from RefSeq and is a predicted model, not a curated record. The coding region runs from base 1 to 1020 and encodes 339 amino acids.
AUGGAUAUCUCUCAGUAUGUAGUGAGUGCGGAGGAUAUUGACGCAUUGUCUACAUAUCAGAUUACCAACUUUUUCCGCCGGCACAAAUCCAUCACGAAGGAUGACUGCAAUCACGCUGCUGCAAACAUCACCGGCAAAUUGGUCUCCCCCACGCCUGUUCAGGGUGAGACUAGCUACACCGUAGCAACUGACACCGACCAGCUACCGAAAGUCGUCCAAUUCCGCUAUUCCGCCUUGAAUCUUGAACGUAUAGCCCAAGCACGACAAACUUACGGGGAGUUCGUUCCCAACUGCAAGCCCUGCGGCAUGUUGGCCGACGUCUAUGUAUACGAGAUGGAUUGUAUCCCCGGAGCUGCCUUCUCUCGUGCCCGGCCUCAACUCCUCGCCACCGGGAUGGAACAAUGUCUACUUCGAACUGUGCAGGACUUUGCAAGGUCUAUUGAUACAUUCUUCGCUUUAGCCUGGAUUAACAGGCCAGCUUUGGAGCAGUCACUGGACACCUCCCGCCAGUUGUUCGCCCAUUAUUCACAGAUCCUCGACCAGCUUUCCCAAAGCCUACCCAAGCGCUUUCAGGCAAAGCUAGACGAGGUCCGGCAAGGGCUCCCGCUGCUCUUUCGCUCUGAUUACCCCAUGAUACUCAACCACGAUGACCUCUUGGAGAUGAAUAUCCAUGUGGACGAGGGAACUGGUCGCAUCACUGGCAUCGUCGACUGGGCCGAUGCCAAGAUUGCCCCUUUCGGCACGUCGGUCGGUGGUCUUGAAACCGUUCUUGGCGCCCAGACUUCGUCGUGCUGGUUCUUCCAUCCCAAUCAUGACUACCUGCGGGCGCAGCUCUGGGACACUUUCUACGGGGUCAUUGGGUAUAUCUCGGAUGCUGAUCGGCAGGCAAUCGAAGACGGGAGGGUACUCGGCUUGUUCCGAACCUGCGGCUUCGGCCGCCGGCCUGAGAAGGAGAAUGCGACGCCUUUGAAAGAGGGUGACGAGGAACUCGUGUGCCUCGAAGCAUUCUGCCUACGUUAG